AUGCCCAACAUCACUGCUAGGAUUCAAUUCAUCCUCCUUGGGUUUUCCGACAGUUUGGAAGUGCAGCUCCUCUUUUUUGUGCUCUUCCUAUCCAUCUACCUGUUGACCCUUCUUGGCAACGUCCUCAUACUCCUUGUUGUCCAUUCCAACCCCCAGCUCCAUUCUCCCAUGUACUAUUUCCUCUGUGAGCUCUCUCUCUUGGACGUGUUGUAUUCCAGUGUUACCAUGCCUAAGAUGCUGACUGGCUUCCUGACGGGUUCCCGAGCCAUUUCCUUUGAGGGCUGUGUAGCUCAGCUCUAUUCCUUCCACUUCUUCGGAGGCACCGAGUGUUUCCUGCUCACCGUCAUGGCGUAUGACCGGUACGUGGCCAUAUGUAACCCCCUUCACUAUGCUGGGAUCAUGAGCAGGGUAGCUUGUGUCAGGCUAGUAGCUGCAACAUGUCUGGUCGGCUCACUCCAUUCCAUUCUUCAGACUGUGUUAACCUUCCGCCUCCCUUAUUGUGGACCUUACCAACUCGACCACUAUUUCUGCGAUGUUCCACCCUUACUAAAGGUGGCCUGUGCAGAAACCUCUCUUAACCAGACUGUUGUGGUGGUCAAUAUUGGCGUCGUGGCGUUGAGCAGUUUCACUAUGAUCCUUGGUUCCUACAUCCGCAUCGUCGCUGUGAUUCUCAAGAUGCGCUCUGAGGAUGGAAGGAGGAAAGCCUUCUCCACCUGUGUUUCACAUCUCAUAGUGGUCAUCCUCCUCUACGGCCCUUGCAUUCUGAUUUACAUGCAACCAACAACCAGCCACCCAAUGCUGAAAACCGUGGCUCUCUUUUACACGUCUGUAACACCUGCCCUGAACCCCAUCAUCUAUGCCUUCCGGAAUGAAGAAAUCAAGAAGGCUGUGAAGAAAUUGGCUUUCAGUAAGAUAUUUUCUUGA
Molecule: messenger RNA, 924 nt
Organism: Elgaria multicarinata webbii
Lineage: Eukaryota; Metazoa; Chordata; Lepidosauria; Squamata; Anguidae
Product: olfactory receptor 10G4-like
Exons: 1
Coding region: 1-924 (307 amino acids)
Biological process (GO): G protein-coupled receptor signaling pathway
Cellular component (GO): membrane
Molecular function (GO): G protein-coupled receptor activity; olfactory receptor activity
Source: RefSeq, a predicted model, not a curated record